Hibiscus syriacus is the source of this 997-nucleotide messenger RNA. RefSeq lists its product as uncharacterized. The transcript has 3 exons. Lineage: Eukaryota; Viridiplantae; Streptophyta; Magnoliopsida; Malvales; Malvaceae. The record is from RefSeq and is a predicted model, not a curated record. The coding region runs from base 1 to 630 and encodes 209 amino acids.
AUGUACCAGUCUGAUGAGAUUGAUUUCCUUUAUCCUCUACUUUCUUUUUACCUGCAACCUGCGGUUCCAACACCUGGGUCAUUUGAUUCGAUGCGUCUUUCAGAGAACUCGAUGCUUGAUUCCUCGUGUCUAGUUGUAACCCGACCAACUGUUCUUGCAACUGAUCUUCCCUCAUUUAUCAUCCUCAGUAGCCGGUCUCUCUACUAUCUCAAGUCCUCACAGCGCCGCUCGAGAGCCAAACCCGAAGGAGUAACGGCCGCCGUAUCCGACCUCCAGGCGACGAAGACCACCAAAGGCCCAAAGCUAACUCACUCUCAAACUUCUCUCACGCGAACGGUCACUCCAAAGCACCAAAGAACCAACGCCGGCCACCGUGGCCUCCGCCAAGGGCCUUUAAGUGUUUUGAUGCUGCCCAAAAGCCAGACGAAACCGGUGACAAAUCUCACACAACGGAGGCCUCUAACACAGGUUAUGGGUGCCAAUGUGAUUGGGUGUUUGGGUGUUGUGCUGUUGGAGUUUUGUCGGGCGUGCACGAGAUAUUGCCGUUGGUGGGUGAUGGGAACCGAGCUGUUCUGCUCGGGUUUGGUGUUGGCAUUGACAGUGGAGCUUCAGCAGUAUGGGCAUAGGUGACAUGGGAACAUGGGACAAGGCCUCGGGAGGCACCAGCUGCUGUUGGGAGUGGAGUAGAGAAUCGAGAUGUUCUGCUCGGGUUUGGUGCUGGCAUGGGCAGCUGCUCGGUUCUAGCGUUUCACGUGGGAGACAGUUGCUAGGGAGCUGUGUUGCACAUAGAAGACAUGGACGACAGCCACCAGUGGUCUCACGUGGGAAGCAAUGGGCAACUCGGGUCGGGUGACUGCUUCAAUUAGGUCGGUUUACAAUCGAGUUUUAGCUGGGUCGGGUCUUGAUGUAAUUGGGCUAGCUUUGCUAUUGGACUCUAGAUGUAAAUGGACUUUACACUUAAUUGGACUAUGAAUUGACUUUAAAUUUUGUGUCUUGA